Choloepus didactylus (southern two-toed sloth) is the source of this 1371-nucleotide messenger RNA. It is a transcript of the gene PHB2, whose product is annotated as prohibitin 2. Gene Ontology annotation, cellular component: membrane; mitochondrion. The record is from RefSeq and is a predicted model, not a curated record. NCBI's taxonomy places the organism in Eukaryota, Metazoa, Chordata, Mammalia, Pilosa, Megalonychidae. The coding region runs from base 169 to 1068 and encodes 299 amino acids. Gene Ontology annotation, biological process: mitochondrion organization. The transcript has 10 exons.
UCGGGUCCGUCACUGGGCAAGGGAAAAGGCACUUCCGCUGCCCUUUCUCCCGUGGGCCCUGCGGUUCCUGGACCCUCGUGUGAAGGGUACGCUCCUUAGACAGGGGAGGGAUAGAAGCGGGCCGGCACCUCCUUCUAACCUCUGGUGCUGCCGGCCUCAGGAGCGGACAUGGCCCAGAACUUGAAGGACUUGGCGGGCCGGCUGCCCGCGGGGCCCCGAGGCAUGGGCACAGCGCUGAAGCUGCUGCUGGGAGCCGGCGCCGUGGCCUACGGCGUCCGCGAGUCCGUGUUCACCGUGGAAGGCGGGCACAGAGCCAUCUUCUUUAAUCGAAUCGGCGGCGUGCAGCAGGACACCAUCCUGGCCGAGGGCCUUCACUUCAGGAUCCCCUGGUUCCAGUAUCCCAUCAUCUAUGAUAUUCGGGCCAGACCCCGAAAAAUCUCCUCCCCCACAGGCUCCAAAGACUUGCAGAUGGUGAAUAUCUCGCUGCGAGUGCUAUCUCGACCCAACGCACUGGAGCUUCCCAGCAUGUACCAGCGUCUGGGGCUAGACUACGAGGAACGAGUAUUGCCUUCCAUUGUCAAUGAAGUGCUAAAGAGUGUGGUGGCCAAGUUCAAUGCCUCACAGCUGAUCACCCAGCGGGCCCAGGUGUCCCUAUUGAUCCGACGGGAGCUCACAGAGAGGGCCAAGGACUUCAGCCUCAUCCUAGAUGAUGUAGCCAUCACAGAGCUGAGCUUUAGCCGAGAGUAUACAGCUGCUGUAGAAGCCAAACAAGUGGCCCAGCAGGAGGCCCAGCGGGCCCAGUUCUUGGUGGAAAAGGCAAAACAGGAACAGCGACAGAAGAUCGUGCAGGCCGAGGGUGAGGCUGAGGCUGCCAGGAUGCUUGGAGAAGCACUGAGCAAAAACCCAGGCUACAUCAAACUGCGCAAGAUCCGGGCAGCCCAGAACAUCUCCAAGACGAUCGCCACAUCACAGAACCGUAUCUUUCUCACUGCCGACAACCUUGUGCUGAACCUGCAGGAUGAAAGCUUCACCCGGGGAAGUGACAGCCUCAUCAAGAGUAAGAAGUGAGCCUGGUGUCCAGGAACUCCACCCCCAGAGAGGACAUGGAUCUUCUUCUCCCCUGGUUUUCAAGGAGCCAGCUAGGGGUCCAGCACCCCAUCUCCAGUAUCAGUGUGAUGGCCCCCUAUGCACUGGUCCUCCCACCCCUAUUGGAUUAACGAAGACUGACCCUUCUUGAGGGUGUUGGCCUGGGUGUUAGGCCAGUGUGUGAUUUUUCAGUGAUUUCCUACAGAGUUGGUUCCCUCCUUCAAAGUUGGGAGGAGAUAACCGUCAUCCCAGGAAUUCUAAUAAAUUUUUAUUACUAAAGCCUAA